Komagataella phaffii GS115 is the source of this 672-nucleotide messenger RNA. RefSeq lists its product as hypothetical. Bases 1 to 672 code for a protein of 223 amino acids. NCBI's taxonomy places the organism in Eukaryota, Fungi, Ascomycota, Pichiomycetes, Pichiales, Pichiaceae. The record is from RefSeq and is a predicted model, not a curated record. The transcript has a single exon.
AUGGGCGGAAGAUAUCCUCCAAGGGAGUACAGCAGACCAAAUAGCUAUAGAGGACCUCGAAGUGGACCACCGCAUCCACGACCGUCCUCGAGGGAAGGUCAUGGUUACCCCAACCGUAACUCAUAUCGACAAGAUUAUCGUCAUAGGCCAGAUUAUCGACAGGACUACAGGCAUGAUUAUAGAGAUGAUUACAGGGAUGAUUACAGGGAUGAUUACAGGGACGAUUACCGGGAUUACGGGUAUGGUCAAGAGCCCAGAAAUGAUUACAGACAUGAUUAUAGGAACGGCUCCAGGAAUGAUUACCCAGACUCUCGAAGAGAGAACGCUCAUUCACGCCCACAAACGGUAGAACCACGGAGGCAAGAGGAACAAAGUCACACAACACAAGAAACGAACGAAACAGGAAAAGAGACAGAAAUAACACAGGAAAAGGAAACGGCACAGGAAAACAAGUCUUAUUGGGUAGCUCGAUUGAAAAUUGACGGACAGCUUAGAGAGAAGAUUCAAACUUCCUUUGAAAGUUUGGAGAGCACCGACGACCGAACCCGGAAUCUUUUACAAAAAUCUUUAGCUCUAGAAAUAGAAGCUGAUAACCUUGCAAGAUUUGUUGAGAAUGAAGCUCUCAGAGUGAAGCUCUGCGAAGAGAAACUGGAGAAUAUAAAUUAUUUGUAG